Penicillium concentricum is the source of this 2553-nucleotide messenger RNA. RefSeq lists its product as uncharacterized. Gene Ontology annotation, biological process: eisosome assembly. The transcript is spliced from 4 exons. Lineage: Eukaryota; Fungi; Ascomycota; Eurotiomycetes; Eurotiales; Aspergillaceae. The record is from RefSeq and is a predicted model, not a curated record. The coding region runs from base 1 to 2553 and encodes 850 amino acids.
AUGGCGACUGUACAAGUAACUCGCCAGCCACGGCUAGCAGAUGAUGCCGCGACUGCUGCCCUAUAUGUGACACACCCUGAACGCAGGGCAUCUCUCCGCGCCCCGACCGCAACAAAACCACAGAACUUGAACUCACACGCGGUUGGUGGUACCCGAAAGCUCAGCCACGCCUCCGCUGCAUCGGCGAUCGCACACGCAAAUCGCAAACCUGUCGAAGUAUGGCAGCCCCCGGCAAGACAGCCUGCUGCCGAGAAGGCUGCACUAUGCGUGAAGGACUAUGCUCCGCCCCAACAACCCAAAUCCACUACCCAACACAGCGCGGAGGGGCUGGGAGCUGCAAUGCUCGCUGUUCGUGAGCAGAGAGCCUCGGUGAGCCAGGCUUCUGCAUCCGCUGCCAGGCGUGGCAGCUCAACCGAUCGUUACCACCAUACAGCCGUCGGCGGCAACCCGAAGGACAAGGCGCUCAAGGCCGCAUCGGGCGCUUACACCCUCUCGCGUAAGAGAGCCGACUCGGCACCCAGUGACGCAGGUGUUACCUCCGAACUUCCAUAUGACGCUUCAAUUGGCGCAUCACGAUAUUCUCGUGUGGAAGAGGAGGACCCCCUUGACCACUUAGACCCUUCUCUCGAAUCAAGCCGGGUCCGACACAUGUCUAACACUAACCCGAAGCUGUACACCUCAUCGCCACCUGUCCAACCCGAAGUGGAGGAACGAAACAACAAGAACUCGCAGCGCGCUGCUGCCAUCUCAAUGGCAAAGGAGAUGUACAAAGUCACCGGUACUAAGCAACAAACCGGUGAAUCUCCCGCCGUCCGAGCAGCCCAAAAGGGACAAAGUCAACUGGGCUACCGCAAGACCGUAUCCACUGCAGAUGGGUCUGCCCUCCGACGUGCGAUUGCCCUACAAGAGGCAGCGCAAAAGCGAGCCGCCGAGAAGUUGGCGCUUAUGCAGGAUGAGCAUGCAGACUACCAGCUAUAUUAUGGCACUGCACCUCCACCACGGUCGCGCUUGAUCACCCGUCGCAAGAGAACUUCGAGCGAUACGGAUGCCUCUCAGACUGACGCAGAGCAGUCUCGGCAAAUCCGGAACCAGAUGACCAGCCUGCGGAACAAGAUGGGCCACGUAGAGGAUCGUCAGACGCAGGAUCGUGAAUUGCUUAUGCAAGCUGCCCGUCGCAAUGUGGACCGAACCCUCCAGGACAUGGAGGCGCGAGUUUGUGCGGACACCGGUCGCGCUCCGGCUUCCGUACAGAGGGGGUGGGAUGAAGCUGCCCAGGCACGCGUGCGACGGGAGGCGGAGGAAUUUGAAGCCGUUAACACCCAAGGGGAUCGAGUGAACAUCGGCGGCCAAAAGUAUAUGGACAUGGCCGACGUCGAUGCUGUCGCUCGGUCUCGCCUCCAGCCUGCUCUUGAUGAGAUUACCGAGAAUGCUGAACAACGGAGGGCCAACGAAAUCGAAGCCCGUUUGGACGCUGAAGAGGAGGAGAGACAUGCUGCUGUGGAGCGUGAACGCGAAGCUGAUAUGAGAGAGGUGGAGAGACAACUGAGAGGAACAGGCAAGCGCGACAAAUCCGAGAGCAAGGUUCCCAAAUUCUUUUUGUGGCGGAGGAAGGGCAAGCGAGCUCGGGUUGAGGAAUCUGAGACCGAAGAGGCCCAAGCUGUCUCGCCUGUUACCCAAGGAGCUGUAUUAGAGCGGCCUCCGAGUACAGCCCCGGACGUCAAUGCGUCGACGGACACUAUCCCCGAGCAAGCUUCUAUUGUGCCAGAGCCGAGGGAGACCAUUCCCGAUGAAGCUUCUGUUCAAACAGAAAUAGCCGCUCCCGAAAGCGUCGCAGCCGUCUCAUCAGCCCCAGAGACUGAACCUUCAAAGCCCGAUGAAAACGAUGUGCCAGUGGCAAUCCCACGGCGGCCGACACGAAGCCAGACCGAACCCCUUGACCUCGAGCAGCGAGAUGCAGCUGCCUCCGGUCCAUCAGUUGUGCACUACUUCACGCCACCAGUCACAAGCCCGCGUGCCGACACCAAGCUCAAGAACUGGUUCCGCGACCGUCUCGUCCGCCGCUCCAGUGGCCCAGUCCCCAUCUACCCCCAUCAGCCAGCUCCGGAGUUCAACACAGACAGUGAACCCGCCUUCCAAGGUGGAGCCACUCUCACCGGCCGCGACGAGCCUCGCGGCGCAGCACUUGGCUCACACCCUCUUGGCGAAACUAUCCCGACUCACAACAGAUCUUCAAGCUACUACAGCAACGACUUUGAUGUGAGCAAGAUUAACAGUGCCGACUCUGCCCCGGGGUCAACCAAGCAAAAUGGCAAUGGCAAAAGAAGGAACCGUCUGAGCAGGACGUUCUUCAAGACCGUCUCCGAUAACCAUGAUGAGUCGAACGACGGUGACUCACGUCGUGACUCGGGGAUUCAAUCUUCAUCUCAGGAUGUCGAGGGCGCUGACGCUCAGAGUCUGCGCGAUAGUGCUAAUGGCCAGGGUCUUACUGUGCCACCUACUAUCGGCGAGACGGUCAACGGAAGAAGAGAAUCUCGAUUCUCCGAAAUUCUGUGA